This is a messenger RNA of Trichoderma aggressivum f. europaeum, 939 nucleotides long. RefSeq lists its product as uncharacterized. Gene Ontology annotation, molecular function: D-mannose binding. Gene Ontology annotation, biological process: endoplasmic reticulum to Golgi vesicle-mediated transport. The record is from RefSeq and is a predicted model, not a curated record. The transcript is spliced from 4 exons. Lineage: Eukaryota; Fungi; Ascomycota; Sordariomycetes; Hypocreales; Hypocreaceae. Bases 1 to 939 code for a protein of 312 amino acids. Gene Ontology annotation, cellular component: endoplasmic reticulum membrane; Golgi membrane; endoplasmic reticulum-Golgi intermediate compartment.
AUGCGGCUCUCCUCGCUGUCGGCCGUGCUCGCCACGGCGUUUGCGUGGACUGCGGCGGCCCAGGACGACUUUAGAAGCAUAACGCUCAAGACGCACACUCUCGAACAACCCUACCUGGACUCUGACAUGCAGAGCCGAUGGUUCGAUUUCGGCGGUGAUACAAUCAUUAGAACGGACUCAUAUAUCCGCCUCACCUCCGAUCGACCUUCGCAAAACGGCUGGCUCUUUUCACGAGUACCUCUCACAGCGACCAACUGGGAAAUCGAGGUCGAGUUCAAGAUCCAUGGCAAGAACCAGCUCUACGGCGACGGCUUCGCCAUGUGGAUCACCAAGCAGCGAGGCCAGCUCGGGCCCGUCUUUGGCCACGCCGACAAGUUCGAGGGCCUGGGGGUUUUCAUCGACACGUACAAGAACAACCGCCCCGGCGUCGUCUUCCCCUACGUCAUGGCCAUGUUUGGAGACGGACAAAAGUCCUACGACAAGAACAACGACGGCAAGGAGACGGAGCUGGCUGGCUGCUCGGCCAGAGGUCUCCGCCACUCGAGCAUCCCCACCAAGAUGCGAUUGACCUACUUCCAAGACAAGAGCCUCAAGCUCGAGCUCCAGUACAAGACGGUAGGCGACUGGCUGGUGUGCUUCGAGGUGGACAACCCCCCCGCGAUCCCCAACAUUGCCUACCUGGGCUUCAGCGCCGAGACGGGCGAGUUGAGCGACCACCACGACAUCAUCUCCAUCUCUGCCAAGAACCUGUACAGCAGCCCGACUGCCAGUGGCCCCGGCAAGGCGAACACGAGGAACCAGUUCAAGGCCAAGAACGACGCAAGCGGCGGAAGCUGGACCUGGUUCUUCACCAAGAUCUUUUUGUUUUUCCUCGUGGUGGGCGGCGGAUAUGCGGGCUUCACCGCGUACAGGUCGAAGACCAAGAGCCACAGAUUCUAG